UUUCAUUCGACGAUUCGCCGUCGCCGCACACGCAGGUUAUUCGCUGCGCGCUCCGCCGACAAAAUAAACCGAAAAAUAAAUCAAACAAAGUGUUUUUCCCACGACGCGAGUUUUCCGCGGCGGUUUUUGGCCGAUUUGACUUUUGGAUUUUCACCAGUUUAACUUAGCUUUUCCGUUCAAGAGUUCGGGGCGUUCUUGCGUUCCUGGCCACCGAUGCAAAUCAAUUACGCCAGAUUUGCAGUGCAAAACAAUGGCGUUAUUUGUGCAACAACAAUUACUAAAACAACGGCGGCAACAACAGCAAAAUCAGCAAGAGCGAAAAAAACAACAACAAAGGCAAAGGAGCAGACAGCGCAGGACAUUCAGUUAGUUCCCCGUAAGGAUACGGCUCAACUGCUUGUGUGCAAAAAAAGAAAUAUAUCCCUACAAAUUACAAACAAGAACUAAAAAAAGUGGCCGAAAUCUGAGAUAAAAGAAGAUACACAGCGCAACUUGAACCGCAAUAGGAAAUCGCUACAGUUGCACCUGCGCAAAGAAUUGUCAUCAAAUCGAUAUCCGAACGCUAUUCUAUUUUCUUAGCUUUUUUUUGAGUGAAUUUCAAAGUGAAUAUAGAAACAUACAAAUUAAAAUUCAAUAAUUGAAUAAUUGAAUAAUUUACACCGCAAUGGAGCAAAUAACGAACUACUUCGAGCACAUGGAUUACGUGUCCUUCGGCGUGGUGGCGCUGCCGUGCGUGGUCAUCGCCGUCUACGGAUUCCUGCAGGUGGCCAGUGGCCUGGCCAAGUGCAAAAAUGACAAAAUGCAGCGUUGCAACCAGAACAGCAACAGCAACAGCAGCAGCAGCAACAUUACCACGACCAGCAACAAACGCUGCCCUCAAAAGUACACCGGCAACAACCUAGCCGCCACCAGCGGCAUGCUGGCCUACCAGCAGCACGCCACUGCCACUGCGGCAGCAGCCUUGCAGCACGGCAGCAGCGCCGGUGGCAAGAACUCCUCUCGCAAGAGCCGCUACAACAGCAACAAGCAGAGUCAGCAGCAGCAGCAACAGCAGCAGCAGCAGCAGCAGCAGUUUGAGCAUAUCCAGAAGCGGAAUGGAGCCGCUGGAGGCGCCGCAAGCGAGUGCUCUCCCGCGCCACCCACAGCCACCUGGCUCGAGCGGGGCUACGGACGCCGGCUGGCCCAUUCUUCAUGCAUCGAAGACAAAUUCCUAGGCCAGCACAAUCCGGGGCAUCGCAAUAGCACCAGCAGCGAGGCGACCAGCGAGGACAUAGACUCCAGCAGCGAGCUCCUGAACAAACCGAAGGGCAAUUCGAGCGCCGGCAGCAGCACCUUCAACAACCAUGUGGCAGGCAGCAGCAAGAGUCGCUCGAAGCGCCAGCAAAAGCCGUCCGGCCAGCAGGCUCGCAAUCCUGACCAGAAUGGCCAGAGGAGCGGAGCAGCGGCAACCAUGGCGGGCCAGAAAGCCAAGCAGGCGAAUGCCAAGUGGCGCCAACAGCAGCCCAAUCCCAGCAGCAACAUACAGCAGCAGCAGCAACAGCCACAGCAGCAGCAACAGCAGCAGCCGCAGCAGCAGCAGAAGCGCGGCAGGAACAAGAAGUCCGCGAAGUGCAGCAGCAGCAUCGGCAAUUCCGACAGCAACAUGGUCAAACACGGCGGCAACAGUCAGCGGAAGACCUGCGAUAGUAGCUCCUCCUCGGCGCUGAGCUCGCCCACCAGUUCGCCCACCAGCUCCCCCCACGCCAAUGGAAACCGGAAGCGGAUCGAACGAUCCUUGAUGCCGGGAGCCGCUCUGGAAUGGCGCCGGGAGCGGGAGCGUGGUCGCCAGAACGCCAACUUCCUGGUGCCACCCCUCCGCCAGUACGAGCAACUUGAUCUGGACGACACCACCGUGGUGCAGCAGCUGCGUCGGCACAUCAUAGAUCACCAUCUGCUGAGAGUCUACGGCUUUCCCGUGGAGUCGGUGGUCCAUGAAGGCGCCAUCGAAAUCUUCAAGUGCCUGCCGCACAUGAGUUUCGCAGCUGCACUGGCGGAAACUGCACCGGCAGUCACGGUGAUCAACUACCACGACGGGCUGACCAACCGCGCGGAGGAGGAGGUGGCCACCUCGACCGACUCCGGCAACAGCUCGCCCCGCUCCCUGGACUCCGAGUCGGGCGGCGAGUGGAGCGGCAGCGAGUGCGAGUCCUCGAACUCAUCGUCCUCCUCCACCGGCGACGCCGAGCUGAGUCUCGAGCUCAAGUACUGCCAGUACGUCCAGGUGGAACGGAGUCUGGCCAAGCCGUGUGCCCGCUGCAAGCGCCACUUUCUGGUGGACGAACUGACGGGCCAAUACUUGACCCGCGAGGAGUGCCACUAUCACUCGGGCAAGUACCAACGGUACUACGACGGCGUCUGCCACGGACGCUGGACGUGCUGCAACGAGGGCGAGGAAUCCUCCCCGGGAUGCUGCCUGGGCGACCGGCAUGUGUGGACGGGAUCGGUGGUGGGUGUCAAUGGGCCCUAUUACGACUUCGUUAGGACCGAGCAGCGGGGAUCCAGCGAGGACGAGCCCGCCGUGUACGCUCUGGACUGCGAGAUGAGCUACACGGGUCGUGGUCUGGACGUGACCAAGGUCUCCCUGGUGGCGCUCAAUGGACAAUUGGUGUACGAGCACUUUGUUCGGCCCGAGUGCGACAUAAUUGACUACAACACCCAGUAUUCGGGCAUUACGGAGAGGGAUCUGCGUACCGGAGCCAAGAGUCUGGCCGAGGUCCAGCGGGAUCUCCUCCAGCUGAUCACGGCGGACACCAUCCUCAUCGGACACGGGCUGGACAACGAUCUGCGCGCACUGCGCCUGGUGCACAACACCCUGAUCGACACCUCCAUCAGCUUCCCGCACUGCAGCGGGUUUCCCUACCGCCGCGCCCUGCGUCACCUGACAAAGGUUCACCUCAAGCGGGAGAUCCAGAGUGGCGACGGCACCACGGGACACAGCAGCUUCGAGGACUCGCGGGCCUGCAUGGAGCUGAUGCUGUGGAGGGUCAACCGUGAGCUGGAUCCCGCUUGGAGCUGGGACGAUUGAGGGGUCUCGAUCGGGCUCCAUCGGGCUCCGUCGGGGAUGGAUUUGGGGACGGAUCGGUAACAUUGGGGGGCAGCAAGUACUUUUAGUUGUUAAGCCAGUAGGAACGCCUAGUUUGUACUAGUACUGUAUUCAACAAAACACAAUCGUAAAAUCUCAGCUGGGUUGCCCACCUGGCAAUCGGUCUCUAUAACACCACUGUUAACUAACUGACUUAUCUCGGUUAAACAUCUGUAUAGGGCCCAAUUGCCAGGGGUUGGCUCAGCGUAUCUAUAUCAAGUAAAUCGCAAAAUUGAAAUGACAAAAAUGGCAAGAGAGGAAGAGGAGCAAGCGAAGGAUGAGGAGGAUAAGCACAUAAUUAUAUGCGGUACAUAAGGUACAUUUUGUAAGCGUAUAUUUAUAGAGAAAUAGUACUUUAAUCUACAUAUGUAUAUACACAUAUUGUUUUUUUUUUCUUGAUUUAUUUCGAACCACGAGAAAAUGUACUGAAGUUUUAACUGUGAUGUUUUUUCACUUUCUCACAUAUUUACACGACAAACGAAAAUGAAAAGUAAAAGCUUAAAAAAAGAAUAGAAAAAUACAAAAAUGCAAAAAUACAAAAAUAUAUACAUACCCGCACAUACAUUAUUUUGUUAAGAAACGCAAAAAAGAAAGGCAAUCCAAAUAAGUUUAAUUUUGACCAAAACUUUCAACUAAAAUCACUCCAUUUAUCUUCAUUUACCAUUAGGUUUCGUUAGGUUUCGUUUCGUUUGGUUUCGUUUCGUUUUUUUUACCCCCCAAUCAUUUCUUUUAUUUUUUUUACGAAUAAAGCAUCUCAUAUACAAAAGGAAACGAAGAAAAGUAAAGUUUAACUUGAACUACUUUAUACACUAUGCAUAAUCGUAAGUUAGGUUAACCUUUUGUUUUCUGCAAACGUUUUGAUUAUUUAUUUAACGAAUCACGCGACAAGUUCAUUGAAAAUUUCUUCAAGUGUACAAUUUUCCACAUUGAACUCCCCCAUUUUAGGCUAAGAAAUACUUUUCGUUUUCUCUCCAGAAACUGUCGACGUUUAACUAUUGUUCCUCGAUUCUGGUUUUCUGAAACGAGCCGAGGAAUACUUUAUUUGAAAAUCGAUGUUCCUAGCAGAAUAAGUUUCAGCACAAGUACACUGCGCCAAGCAGAUGUCUUUAUAUUGAACGGAAAAAGAGAAGAGUAAUGCAAAUGCACAACGAAAAUUUGAAGAGAAUAAAAGCAACAAAGAUUUGUCUAAAACUAAA
Messenger RNA from Drosophila erecta, 4317 nucleotides. It is a transcript of the gene prage, whose product is annotated as probable WRKY transcription factor protein 1. Gene Ontology annotation, molecular function: exonuclease activity; nucleic acid binding. Lineage: Eukaryota; Metazoa; Arthropoda; Insecta; Diptera; Drosophilidae. The coding region runs from base 665 to 3064 and encodes 799 amino acids. Gene Ontology annotation, cellular component: nucleus. The transcript is spliced from 3 exons. The record is from RefSeq and is a predicted model, not a curated record.